This is a messenger RNA of Chara braunii, 2793 nucleotides long. Lineage: Eukaryota; Viridiplantae; Streptophyta; Charophyceae; Charales; Characeae. The record is from the annotation of a GenBank genome assembly.
GUAUGCAUAUCCACAAAAGUAACUAUGUGAAAAAAAAAAGGUGCAACAAAAGGCACACUGAAGACAAACACAUUGGCGGGCGAGCAACGAUGUGGGGAGAACAACCAGAACGAGCAUGAUGACACAGAACAAGCAGUGCAAGCAGUAGGCGGAGGGGACCAUGUAGGACAAUGACAACAAGGAGAAGAGGGAGCAGUUACAGGAUGAGGGCGAGGAGGAGAGAAAGGGCAGGAAGGGGAGGAAGAACGAAUGGCAAAGGGGAGGAUGGGGGGGGGGGGGGGGGGGAUGGGAGGAGGUGGACGAGGAGAGGGACAGACAAGGUGGAUAAGGGGAGGAGGGUGGGGAGGAUGAGGCGGAGGAAGCGGCGCCUUCGGUCAUGACGAGGGAAUAUGAGGAUUGGUUUGGGGGCAGGCGGCAAGUAGUACAAGAAAGAGGAACAGGCAAGGGGGAAUACUGGGGAGAUGGACAGGCAGGACGAGGAGGUAGAGGAAGAGCAGAAUGAGGAGAGAGGAGCAAGAGGAGCGGAGGAGGGGUUGGCAGAGGUACUGAAGGAUGGGCUGAAGGAGAGGCCAAAGGAAGGGAGAAUGACAAGAGGAAGAAGAAAAGCAAGAGGAAGAAGACCAGGAACCGGAGGAUGAGAAGAGGAUGGCCUGGAAUUAAGGCAGGGGAGGAAGUGGAUGAGGAGGAAGGAGGAGGAGGAGGAGGAGGAGGAGGAGCAUGAUGAAGGGAAGGGAAGAGAGGGAUGAUGACGUGGAGGGAGGGGAGGAGACAGUCAAGCAAGAGGUAGCUCAGAACAAGGAAGGAGGAGGAGAAGGCGGGCCUGGACAGGGAGUGGAGGAGAAAGAGAGGAGAAGGAAGCGGAAAAGAACGAAGAGGAUGCUGAGGAAGAGGAGCACUAGCAGGAGGAGGAGGGAGUUAUGAGGGGAAGCAUUUAGGAGGAUGCAGAGGAUGAGACAAGGAAGAAGAAGAAAGGCAGGAGGAGAAUGGGGUAGAGGAGGAGGCGGUGGCGGUGGAGAAGACGAGCAAGAGGAGGAGGAUGGGAAGAAAAAAACGAGGGAGAUAGGAAGGAGGUGCAGCAGGCGUGCGACGAGGGGAUAGGGUGGAGGCAAUGGACGGAAACAAGGAGAACGCGCAGAUGUCAGAGGUGGAGGAGAAGGAGAAUAGAUAAGAAUGAUAGAGGAAAACAAGGAGGGGAGGGAGGGGAGGAAGGGGAGGAAGGGAAGGAAGGGGAGGAAGGGAAGGAAGGGGAGGAAGGGGAGGAGGGGGAGGAGGGGAAGGCAAGGCGCACAAGCACAAAAGCAGCAGCACAGCAAGAGGAGGAGCAAGAGGAGGACGAGGAGGUUAGCAGCAGGAGAAGACGAGGAGGGGAGGAAAGAACAGAAUGCCGAGGAGUGGAUGGAGGGAAAGGAAGAGAGGGAGGGGAAGUAGUAGUUUGAGGAGGACGAGGAGGGGGAGGGAAAACAGGAAGGAGAAGGAAGGGGAAGCACAUGACGAGAAGUAAGAGCAGGAGCAGAGUGGGGAGGAAGGAGGAGGAGAAGGAAGAGAAGCACAAGAUAAGAAGUAAGUGCAGGCGCAGAGCAAGGAGGACAAAGUAGGAGACAGAGGAUGAGGAGAAGGAGCACGUGGAGAAGUGGGAGAGGAUUCAGAUGACAUGUAGGAAGAGGAGGAGGAGGAGCUAGCGGGAGAUGCAAAUGGAGAAGGAGGAGAAACUAGAGGGGGAAGGAGAUGGGGAGAGAAGAUGAGCACGAGCAGAGGCAACGAGAGUAGCAGGAGGACGAGGCAAAGCCGCAAUGGAGUAAGGAGGCAAAGCAGCAGCAGCAGCAGAAGGGGACAAGGAGGAGGGAAGGAAGAGGAGGAAGUCUUAGAGGAGAAGAGGAGAACGAGGAAGAAGAGGAGGAGGAAGGGGAGGAGGAAGCAGAGUAUGUGGAAGAGCAAGAGAGAAAGGAGCAAAAUGAGGAGUCGUGUGCGGAGCAGGAGAGAGGUGAAGAAGGUGGAGGCGAAGGAGGAGGAGAAAACGGAAAAGGAGGAGGAAAGGUGCGAGAGAAUGCAGACAGCGAGGAGAAGCAGCACGGGGAGAUGGGUGGGUAUGGAUACCCAGGAUGAGGUGGAGGAGUAGAGGAGCAGAAAAAGGAAGAGGAGGAGGAAGAAAGGUGAGAUAGAAGGCAGAGAACGAGGAGAAGCAGCACGAGGAGGAAGGAGAGCAGGAGGAGACGAGAGGGUAAGGAUACCCAGGAGGAGUAGGAUUAUUAGAAAGAGGUAAGGAAGCAUAAGAUGAUGACAAGAAGGAGAAAGAGCAGGAUGGGUAGUAGUAGUGGUAGGAGAAGGAGGAGGAGGAGCAGAAGGAGGAGCAGAAGGAGAAAGAAGAGCAGGGGCAAAAGCAGGAGAACCAGUAAGAGGAGGAAGAGGGGUAAGAGGAGGGAGAUGACGAGGAAAAGAACAGGAGUUAGGAAGCGUAGGAAUGGAUGGCAAGAAGGAGAAGGAGGAGCAAGAGAGGAGGGAAAGAACACAAACAAUGAGGAAGAAGAGGAGGAGGAGGAGGAGAAAGAGCAGGAUCAAGGAGAUGAGGAGGAGUAACAAGAGGAACAAGGCAGGUGGAGUUGCAGGCAGAGGAGUAGUAAGAGAAGAGAGAUGAGCAGGAGGAGGAGGGAGAGGAGGAGGAACAGGAGGAGGAGGAGGAGAAGAGCAAGCAAAGGGAGAGGAGGGAGAGGAGAGAGUGGAGGGAAAGGAGGUCGACGAGGGAGAGAACAGAGUAGGAAGGGAUGGAGAGGAGGUAGAUAAAGGGUAGGAGGAAGA